Cuscuta campestris is the source of this 1485-nucleotide messenger RNA. The record is from the annotation of a GenBank genome assembly. NCBI's taxonomy places the organism in Eukaryota, Viridiplantae, Streptophyta, Magnoliopsida, Solanales, Convolvulaceae.
GGCCGGAUGUAAGGUAUAAUUUGUGUAUGCAAUUUUAUUUAAAGAAAAACAAAGAAAGAAUUUAAGAAAACAAUAAUGUGAAACCUUUUUUUGGAAAUUAGAGUCAAAAGAAACAAUUGGAUGAAAAAACAAUUUCUCUGUGAAUGAACCUUUAGAUAUCCCACCCUCACCGGCGUCGAUGUCUGCGACCGUCGUCGCUCCCCGACGCCGUCUGCUCGGUUACGUCUCGCCGUUAUCUCGAAGAUUCCGAUCACACGCUGCGUUGGAAGCCUUAGCGAAAGCUUCGGAAGCCAAAACUCCGAAUCUCAUUCUCUACAAUUACCCCUCAUUCUCCGGAGCUUUCUCUGCUCUCUUCGCUCACCUCUGUCACGACCGUCUCAACCUGCCUCACCUCGUCUUGCCUUUCUCUUCCGUCGAACCUCUUCGGGUUGAAGAUUUGUGUGUUGAUGGCCUUGAGAAAUGCUACUUUCUCGAUUUUAUUGGACCCAAAGGGCUGGCUUUGGAGCUUUCUAGGCGAACAUCAUGCCAGGUCUUGGCUUUUGAUCACCGAAAGUCAGUGCUUUCCAGUGUCCCUUCCAAGGAAGAAUGGGGUGAGAGUCUCAAGUUUCAUGUCAAUCUCGAGAAGAGCAGUGCUUGUGCUGCGUAUGAUUAUUUUUCUUCUCAACUUUUAGAGACCGGCUCUAGUGAUGCGAGUGAGGAUUCUAUUUGCUUGCUAAAUGGUGAAGUCCGAGACCAAAUGGAAAUGGUUUUGAAAUACAUUGAGGAUGGAGAUCUUCGUAAAUGGAGUUUGCCAGAUGUUAGAGCUUUCAAUUUAGCACUCCGUGAGUGGCGUUCGAAAUUGAAUUGCAUCACUAACCCCCACAUGUAUGAACAGCUAAUCAAGAUGAGAGCUGUGGAUUUAAUUUGCAAAGGCAAUUCUUAUAUGUCCAGUAGACAAAAUGCUGCAAAUCAGUUGCUCGACAAGGUUUUCAAAAUUCAGUUGGGCAGGGGACUGUAUGGCUCAUGUCUGGGAGUUAGAGCUGAUGGGAACUCAGAUUUAAGUGAUGAAAUUGGGAAGGAACUCAGUAGGAAGAGUGCAGCUGCUGGACUGAGGCCAAUAGGAGCUGUAAUCUUCAUGCAACGGAAUAAUCUUAAAAUGUGUCUAAGGAGUACUGAUGGGAACACUGAUACUUCUGAAGUAUCAAUGGCAUAUGGUGGAGGCGGCUCUCCAAGCUCAAGCUCGUUCAUAAUUAGGAUGGAUGAGUUGAAUCAUUGGCUUGCAGUGAACAAAAGGGUGGCAAAUGAUGGAAAUGAGAAAAAUUGACGCUUCAGGUACUCUACAUGUCAACCGGCUAAUACACUUGUGUUGGUGAAAAAAAAUGUGUAAUCCUUCAUACUUAUAAUCCUUAACAGUGAAAUUAUGAGAUGGUCCUUUGUUGCCCAUCCAUUUGAGCUAAGGUGUCACCUAAACGUUUUUGCUAUAUUAGUGAUGAAGUUCAUUGUUUU